Molecule: messenger RNA, 1863 nt
Organism: Salvia miltiorrhiza (redroot sage)
Lineage: Eukaryota; Viridiplantae; Streptophyta; Magnoliopsida; Lamiales; Lamiaceae
Product: protein DUF642 L-GALACTONO-1,4-LACTONE-RESPONSIVE GENE 2-like
Exons: 3
Coding region: 629-1735 (368 amino acids)
Source: RefSeq, a predicted model, not a curated record
AAAUAAUAUUAAAAAUGUAGUCUAAUAUUCUGAAACGCUUUUCCAUUACAAACUAUACGUACAAGUUCCCUUGCAUAGACAUUCAUUUUUCUCCAACAAUAUGCUCCUGUUAUCAAAUAACAAUAGACACUCUGGGUUUUUUUUUACACAUAUUGUUUUUAAUUAUAUUUUCCCUAUAUGUGACUUUUGAAUUCGAAAUCCCACAUAUAUUAGCUUUAAUAGUUUUUUUUUUUGGGUUUUCCUUCAACUUUUCUUUUUCCAAUCUUCUUUUUGAAAAAGAAAAGUAGAAAUGGAUAAUUGCAGAGAGAGAAUGGUUUUUGCUGAAAACAAGAAUUCAAAAUAGGGUGAGCCUGAGGUAAUCACGGCAACCCAUGAAAGACUUAAAAGUUGAAAACCAAACUGAUGUGGUAUUGUGUGGGAAAAGGCACAGUUUUUCACCUUAUAAAAAUAGGAAGGAAACUGCGACAGUCAAACACAUCUCCCGCCUUAAUUCAUGGCAUUAUAACAUGGCCCCUCGUUUCAUUAACUUUUCCAACUUUGGUAAGUGUUAAAGAUUGAUUAUAUAUGUAUAUAUAUAAGCUUGAUCCAAUCUAUUACGACUAAGCUUCUUUUUUCCUUGAUUUCUCCAAUGGCCUAUCCUACUCUUUCUUUCCUAGUCCUAUUCAUUCUUUGCAACAUUCUAGCUUCUGCUAAAGAAGCUACACCUCUCGAUGGACUACUACCGAAUGGAAACUUUGAAGUUGGGCCAAAGGCAGUGCACCUGAAUAAAACAGUGAUAAUUGGCAAGUACUCCCUCCCCAAAUGGGUGAUCUCCGGCAUAGUUGAGUACAUCUCCGGCGGGCCCCAGCCGGGCGGGUUCUACUUUGCCGUCCCGCGAGGGAUCCACGCCGUGAGGCUCGGCAAUGAGGCCUCGAUAACACAGUACGUCAGGAAUCUGAAGCCGGGCACGACCUACUCGCUCACAUUUGGCGCAACCAGGACCUGUGCCCAAGAUGAGGUGCUGAGGGUCUCAGUCCCCGGGCUGUACAGCGAUCUCCCAAUCCAGACGCUGUACAGCACUGAUGGAGGGGAUACGUAUGCCUGGAGUUUCAGGGCAAAUUCUAGUGUUGUGAAGGUCACAUUCCACAAUCUCGGGAUGCAAGAAGAUCCAACCUGUGGACCUCUUCUCGAUGCCAUUGCUAUCAAGGAAAGGCUGCCCCUGAAAUUAACACCAGGGAAUUUGGUGAAGAACGGAGGAUUCGAGAAUGGCCCCCACAUCUUCAAGAACUUCUCCACCGGAAUCCUCGUCCUCCCCAUGCGCCAGGACCUGUACUCACCUAUCCCCGGAUGGAUCGUCGAGUCGCUCAAACCUGUCAAAUACAUCGACUCCAAGCACUUCAAUGUGCCAUCGGGGCUUGCAGCAAUCGAAUUUGUGGGAGGCAGAGAAACAGCAAUCGCACAAGUUAUUAGAACAGUUGAACAGAAAUGGUACCAGCUCACAUUCACCGUUGGAGACGCUAAGAACGGAUGCCAAGGGACUAUGACCGUGGAAGCUUUUGCAGGCAGGCAAAGUGCGAGUGUUCAGUUCAUAUCUCAGGGAAAAGGGUGGUUCAAGCAUGCAACCCUUAGGUUUCAAGCAGUUUCAAACAGGACUAGGAUUAGAUUCUGGAAUCCAUUUUAUCAUACUAAAUUGCAUGAUUUUGGUCAUAUUUGUGGCCCUGUUAUUGAUGAUGUGAAGGUUGUUCCAGUUGCUUAGGUCAUAAGUAUGACAAACUACCCAAAACAGUCGUGAUUUUACAUUUCUGAGUUCUAUAAGGUGUUUCUUCUUUCUCAAUUGUUACAAAAAAAAUGAUGAUAUCAAUAAGAAUUUAAAUAUUUAUGCAA